AUGCCUUCUGGUAUGGAAAGCUUAUAUCAACUUCAGACAUUGCCACUUUUUGUCUCCGGGAAGUUGCCGAAGGGGAGUAAACGGUAUGUGAGGAGUACAUGGAAUUUCGGGAAUCUCGGUCUACUGGGUGGUUUAAAUCUUCAUGGGGAGUUGAAUAUUACUCGCCUGGAGAAUACUGAAGAUGCUACACCGGCAGACAAAGGACAAUUGUUCAUGAAGGAAAAUCUUGAGUCAUUGGGAUUAUACUGGGGUCUUAUUCCGGGAUUUAAAGAUUCAUUUGCCAAACCACCUAAUGCCCCAGCUGAAGUAGGUGUCUCAGGAUCACAUAUACCGCUGCAUGCUAAAAAACUUAUUAGAUGCCUACAACCACAUGAAAAUCUGAAAAAUCUAGUUAUAAAUGGGUACCCAGGAAUCAAAUUUCCUAAUUGGGCCCUCCCAAAUCUUAUUGCCGCUGAUUUCACCAACUGUAGAAGUUGUGAACAUCUUCCAACUCUUGGGAAUCUUCCGCUACUUAAGACGCUUUCUCUGCAUGGAAUGCAUGGCGUUAAGAGCAUUGGUACAGAGUUCUAUGGUGACAGUACUGACAUAUGGUUUCCAUCACUCGAAGAACUAUCCGUAAGUGAUAUUGCAAACUUGGAAGAGUGGUCAACUGCAACUGAUGAAAGAGCAUUCCCUAUACUGAAGAAAUUAACUGUAAAAAGUGUUGAGAGGAUUUGUCCCACAUUGAAAAGUUAA
Molecule: messenger RNA, 735 nt
Organism: Prunus avium (sweet cherry)
Lineage: Eukaryota; Viridiplantae; Streptophyta; Magnoliopsida; Rosales; Rosaceae
Source: RefSeq, a predicted model, not a curated record